This is a messenger RNA of Schistocerca piceifrons (Central American locust), 861 nucleotides long. RefSeq lists its product as uncharacterized. Bases 196 to 861 code for a protein of 221 amino acids. The transcript has 7 exons. Lineage: Eukaryota; Metazoa; Arthropoda; Insecta; Orthoptera; Acrididae. The record is from RefSeq and is a predicted model, not a curated record.
AGGAGAAGAUGGCAGUCCUCUGUUAUUGACAGUACCGGCAAGGGCUCCCAUAGGAUAGUUUGUAGGGGGGCCUAGACCUAUCUGGCUGUUUUCUGGUUGGGAUAGAACUGACCAAAACUAGGAAGCAUUUCAGUGUCUCUGUCUCCUAAGUUUUCAGAUGAGACAUAAAGUUCCAAAGGUAUUCCCAUUGGAAAGAUGGAAUGGAAAUUCGUAGGAGCCUGUUUCUUUGUAAUAUGGAUGGGUAAGACGAACAGUCUUGAGAGUAGAAGCAAUUUAUGUAGACCUCGACGCUCUUAUACUUUAGACUGUGCUCAUCAGAUGGGCAUAAGUCAAGGUGGAUGCAGUGCUGUAAUUGAAAGAAACAAUACAGCAUGCUGGGAUAUGAGUUUUCCUUCAUGGAACAGUCCACCCUUCAAUGGAAGACAUUUCAAGCUAAAAACAUACUGCUACAAUAAUGGUGCUUAUCAACGAACAGGCCUUAAUGCUACCAUAAACUCUGGAAGUUGGACAGAAGCUGCCUUUAGAUUCAAAAUUGAGGGGAAGAAUUAUGUUUCCUGCGUACAAUUUAUCCAUAAUGCUAGUAUAAAUGACAACUUUAUGUUGUUUUAUGACUGCAUAUGGCAUGAAAAUGAUCUUUAUGGAGAACAAAUGAAAGUAGACUACUUCCUGAAAGACCAGAACAGAGAUACUAUGGAAUUUGGAAGUUUCCACUUUAUUCUUCCACAGUGUCACUUUAAUGAGAUAGGAAAUCGAGUAUUUAAAAUGGAUGUAAUGCUAUGCAUCACUGCUAAAUGGGUAUUAACAGGAAAUAGAAUGGAAGUGCUUACCAGCAACAUGAAAAACUCAUAUUUAUACCCAUGA